Molecule: messenger RNA, 824 nt
Organism: Elgaria multicarinata webbii
Lineage: Eukaryota; Metazoa; Chordata; Lepidosauria; Squamata; Anguidae
Gene: PRL
Product: prolactin
Exons: 5
Coding region: 22-711 (229 amino acids)
Biological process (GO): positive regulation of receptor signaling pathway via JAK-STAT; positive regulation of cell population proliferation; response to nutrient levels
Cellular component (GO): extracellular region
Molecular function (GO): hormone activity
Source: RefSeq, a predicted model, not a curated record
UCUCCAGAGAUAGUUUCUACCAUGACCAACAAGAAGGCUUCUUUGAAAGGUGUACUGCUGGCCAUCCUGCUAAUGACUAAUAUGUUCUUGUCAAGAAAGUGUGUUACCUCUUCGCCAAUCUGUCCCGGUGGAACUGACGGUUGCCAGGUCUCCCUCGGGGAUCUUUUUGACCGUGCUGUCAAACUUUCACACUACAUCCACUCCCUUUCUGCUGAAAUGUUCAACGAAUUUGAUGAACGUUAUGCUCAGGGCCGCGGAUUUAUUGCAAAAGCCGUUAACAGCUGCCAUACCUCUUCCCUAACCACUCCGGAAGACAAAGAGCAAGCGCAGCAGAUUCACCAUGAGGACCUGCUAAAUCUAGUCCUCAGCAUACUCCGUUCCUGGAAUGACCCUCUGCUCCAUCUGGUCUCUGAGGUGCAAAGAAUCAAGGAAGCUCCUGAUACCAUUCUCUGGAAAGCUGUGGAGAUUGAGGAGCAAAACAAGCGGCUUCUGGAGGGGAUGGAGAAAAUAGUUGGACGGGUUCACCCGGGUGACUUAGGCAAUGAAGUCUAUUCUAGAUGGUCGGGGCUCCCAUCGCUUCAACUUGCUGAUGAAGAUUCUCGUCUCUUUGCUUUCUACAAUCUGUUGCACUGUUUGCGUAGGGACUCCCACAAAAUUGACAACUACCUGAAACUCUUGAAAUGCCGCCUCAUCCAUGAUAGUAACUGUUGAGCAACUUUGGCCUUACUUCAUAAAAAUGGUAGCACUAAACUUCUUCAAGAUGACCUGCUUUUAGCUUCCUUGCUUUUCACUGCACAGGGUACAUUUUAUUGAAAAUCACAUCC